AUGGAAGCAGUAUUGAUCAAGGUUGCAUUGGCAAUCCUCGCCCACAGUCGGAUCCGCGCCUGCGCCGUCGGUGAGCUGGCGCUAAACUACUACAAUGUCCCCCGUGCCAUCCACGACAUCGAGAUAUGCGUCCCUCAUGACCAGGUCUCCAAAGCUGCCGAGCUUCUUUGCUCUACGGGUUUGUUUGAGCCAUCUCCGCUAGGCGAGUUCAACCUCUUCACAGAAUACAAGAAGGGAUAUCCCAGGCUCCGCGCUACGUCUUGGUCCUCAUCUCAUUUAGGCCUGGUCAUCUUCUCGGACACCAGUUUUGGCCUGCGACCACUCGAGGAAUCGGUUGUCCCAAAUAUCAAGCCCUUAGACAGCGCAUGCUACAGUAAGCAAAUCCUGGACGUUGUGGCUUCUAACGACCUCAACGCCAUACCAAUGCCGUGUCUCGGCCCCUACUUUGCCGGGCUAUGCAGGCGCUAUCUGGACCUUGGCGACGACGUUGCGAUGAUUGCGGCAGAGCAACUUGUUGACGGGAUGAACCUCGAUCAGAAUUGGGUGACGAAAAACAUCGCCUCCGCUGAGCAGGAUGUGCAGGAGUUGGCAAGGCAAUUAAUUCAUGGGAAGGCCUCACGUCUCGAUGAUUUGUCCGGUAACACUGUUACCUGUUUCGUGGCAAACGAAGACGAAGCAGAAGCCCUUCGCAACAUUCCCGGCUUCGAAACUCUCGAGGUAGGGUUGUAA
Scedosporium apiospermum is the source of this 729-nucleotide messenger RNA. RefSeq lists its product as uncharacterized. The coding region runs from base 1 to 729 and encodes 242 amino acids. The transcript has 2 exons. Lineage: Eukaryota; Fungi; Ascomycota; Sordariomycetes; Microascales; Microascaceae. The record is from RefSeq and is a predicted model, not a curated record.